Messenger RNA from Mucor mucedo, 426 nucleotides. RefSeq lists its product as uncharacterized. The transcript has 3 exons. The coding region runs from base 1 to 426 and encodes 141 amino acids. NCBI's taxonomy places the organism in Eukaryota, Fungi, Mucoromycota, Mucoromycetes, Mucorales, Mucoraceae. The record is from RefSeq and is a predicted model, not a curated record.
AUGUGUACUGAAUACAAAGCAUUCAUGUGGGUCGAAAAAAGGUCAGAAGGUGGUCUUAACCCAGGCAGGUUUCAACUCUGUUGGGGAUUGGGAAAUAACAAAGUGACACCAUUUCACUCUACACCAGGACUUAAAUCCAACCUUUACGUUACAGAGACCAGUUACACCAAACCAGAUUUCGGUUUUUUUGACUCAGGUUUUCCUAAAAAAAUAUUGCAAGAAGGUGCUCAAGUCGUGGCACAGACAGUGUUACGUGGUUGGCGUUUCAAUAAAAUGUGUCAACUUGCACUCUCACAAGGUUCUGACGAAAUAAGCCAUUAUAUAGUCCAACAAGAAUACAAGAUAAUCUUUCAUCAGUUUGAAUUGAUUACUUGUCCACUGCAAUUCACUGUCAAACGAGAUCAGACUUUAGUUUCUCAACAUUAA